Actinia tenebrosa (Australian red waratah sea anemone) is the source of this 4323-nucleotide messenger RNA. RefSeq names its product scavenger receptor cysteine-rich type 1 protein M130. NCBI's taxonomy places the organism in Eukaryota, Metazoa, Cnidaria, Anthozoa, Actiniaria, Actiniidae. Gene Ontology annotation, molecular function: protein binding. The record is from RefSeq and is a predicted model, not a curated record. Gene Ontology annotation, cellular component: membrane.
UAACCGAGUGAUUGUGUAGGUAUAACGGUAAAGGUGAUAGGAGAGCAUAUUCAAACGUCUGGUGUACGUGAAAAGCACUGAAAGAUACUCGAGUCGCAAUGUUGAGAUUUCUUGUCUUGGUCGUGCUCUUUAGGCUUUCAGAAUGCAGAGUACGACUGGCUGGAGGAUCGUCUUCAUCAGAAGGUCGAGUAGAAAUCUUCCACAACGGAAGGUGGGGGACAAUUUGUGACGACAACUGGGAUAUCGAUGAUGCAAGAGUCGUGUGUCGUUCCUUGGGGCUGCCAGACGCCAUCGGUGCCACAACUCUUGCUAACUUUGGUCAAGGAUCUGGUGAAAUAUUGCUAGAUGAGGUUCAGUGUCGUGGAAAUGAGUUGUCACUUUCUGAUUGUCGGCGUGAUGGAUGGGGAGAAAAUAACUGUGGACAUGGUGAAGACGCUGGAGUCGUCUGUGGCCAUCCAGAUGUGGUUAAUAUCAACGUGUCUAGUCUGUCUGGAGUGAUCAGAAGCCCUGGAUAUCCACAGCACAUGCAGAGAGCAAACUACGAAUGGACAUUCAGACCUCCAAUACCAAAUCCCAACGUGAUCGUUUGCUUUGAUGAUCUUGAUUUACGAACCUACAGUGACGGAUCUUUCAGAGCAACUGUUCAAGAUUCCAGCAACACUGAACUUUUCUUUCUCAAAAACUCAAAACACAAAGGAGUUUGUGUGAUAAUAGAGAGCGCAGGAGGAAAAGUUAUAUUCUACGCUUCUCUGACACCUCCAAAAGAUGACAGAGGAAGAGGUUUCCGUAUGAGAUAUGCAGCUAUCGAUAGGUCACAAGCAGAAGGUUUUUGUAGUAACGGUUGGGACGUAUCUGCCAAAGGUGAAGCUGGAAGGAUAGACCUCUCGUGGAAGACUCCUCCGAAGCAAAGCAAGUCAGGUUACAAAUAUAUAGUAGUGUAUAACUCUUCAGCAAGUAAUGUUCGUGCAAACUUAGCAAGUUCAACGUCAGUGGUCAUCGAUAACUUGAAUCCGAGUAGGGAAUACUCGAUACGAGUGAUAGCAAUACCUUUGACGAAUGAGCAAAGCUCUGUUCUUUAUUCCUGUACCAAACGCAUCAGGACAAAAAAGGAACAAUCUCGUGUUACUGAUGGCAAGUCUGCUAGCGAAGGUUACGUGCAGGUCUAUCAUGCUGGUCAAUGGACGCGAGUAUGUGGCAACUACUGGUGGGAUAUUAAUGAUGCCAAUGUGGCUUGUCGUUCAAUGGGUCUCGUUGCUGCAAAACAUGCUAUGGUCACUUAUCCCAAGAUUACAAAGAAAGGCCAACAUAUUUUGCUUGGAAAUAGCAUCAGCAAGCUAUGGUUGUCGGGACUACGAUGUACAGGUCGAGAAAAGAGCCUUCUUGGGUGUCGUACAAUUGCCAGCUUAGGAUGGACAAAAUUUUGUUAUAAUGAUGCUGGCUUGGUCUGUAAAACGCGUCGUGCACCUCAAGUUGAGCGUCGUAACAUCACGGAUCAGGCUGGGUUUAUCAUCUCUCCUGGAUAUCCUUAUUCCAUGAUCCAGGCACACCACGAGUGGACGUUCAUCCCUGCCAACCAAAACACCAAAGUUUUAAUGGAAUUUCUACAUGUCGAUUUGAAAACGAAAUCUGGGCUAACUAAACUUAUCGUCAAGAAUAGAGAAGGCAAAACUCUUCUAUAUGCAGUUGACCAGAACCUUCCUACCUCGCCUGCAAAACGGCUUGUUGUCGACAAAUUUCCAAUAAACAUGACUUACGUUUCAUCUUUCACAACUGAUAAAGAAGGAAAAGGAAUGCGCAUGAGAUAUGUUUUCUUCGACGAUUCUUGUUCAAGUAACUGGAGCAUCAAUGUCAAACCUGGGAACGGUAAAAUGAACGUGUCUUGGACGCCUCAGUCAAGUGACUCGGAAUACAACUAUCUGAUUGUAUACAACAGCACAUUCUAUAAAUCUGACAUCGUAGAAAUCCUUUCUCCUGGAGCUACGAUUGACUAUUUACCCCCUAACACCGUGUAUAGAGUGACAAUACUUGCGUUACACAAAAACAACACCGUUACAAAACACUGCACCAGAUACGUGCGUACGAAACCAGAAACGCUUCGUAUUGGUGGAGGACGAAUCCCUAACGAAGGACAAGUUGAGAUAUACAGUUAUAAUAAAUGGGGUGUGGUUUGUGGAUAUGACUGGGACAUGGAUGAUGCAACGGUGGCCUGUCGUCAGGCAGGUUUUCCACCACCAACUGCUGUGUUCGGAGUCGGCGCUAGCCCUUUUGCAACAAAGAAGAAACAAACAUAUGUCCUUGAAGCCUUACAGUGUAAAGGAUAUGAAACGAGUCUUUUGGAAUGCUCUACGAAGAAGCCAAAAUACGACUGCAAAAGGGCGAACCCUGCAGGCGUAGUUUGUGGACGCCCAAAAGAAUGCAAGGCUGUUGUUAAAGACAGGCAAGGUACCAUACGAUCAGAAAGAUAUUUCUCUACGCGUGAGAUGGAUUGUCAAUGGACUAUAUCAGCACCAUCGAAGACGUCUCUCAUAAUUUUAUCACUAAGAACAAUCCACCUUUCCCCACUCGCUAUCUGUAGGAAAUCUUCUCUUUUCUACAUUGAUUCGAACGGAAAGACCGUGCAACAAAUCUGUACAAGCAUCUCCAAUGAAUUCGUCAUGAUUGGCUUUGCCAAGAUUCGACUUUUCGUCAAACGCUUUUUUAUUCCUGCGAACAUGGAGCUGGAUUACUUCGUUUCUAAUGACAAACUGGAGGACAUUGUCGAAGUACCAAACUGGUAUAUUACAGCCAAGAGCGAAAAAGCUGGCAUGAUCAGAAUAACAUGGCCGUACUAUAAACCCGUAGUCAGGGAUAAAUAUCAAAACAAAAAAAAGAUCCUCGAUUUUGUCCCUGUCUGUGUCAGGCAGAAAGAUGGACUCGUCAUUAGUCCAGAUUCCAGGGGAUUUCAUGGGGACUUUUUUGCAAUCUUUAAGAACUUGAAGUACGGUGACUAUACAGUAUAUGUGAUGGCUUAUCUGGGAGAUUCACUAGACACACCGAUGACAAACUGGAAGGAAGAUGCACGUAGAAGUAGAAACAUCACUCUGAGAACCAAGCAAGGCCGUCCACUUCGAGCGCCAAUCAACGUCACUGCUACCACUACUGGCACAAAUUCAAUUCUGGUCACGUGGGAGCCCAUUCCGGAGGAAUAUGUCAAUGGGAUCUUAACUGGUUAUACAGUUUACAUAGAUUAUUACAGCCCAAAUAGAGGAAAGGUUACCGACACUUUAGGGACGAGUGUGUAUGGCAGAAACAACACGUCUUUUAAGCUUGCGAUGGCUUUCAGUAAAACUAAAUAUACCUUCCGGGUCAAAGGAAUCGCGGGGGGUGGAUCGGGACCGGCAAGUUCUAAAGUAUCUGCAACAACAGGUUAUGAAGUUUGGGUCACAGCAAGAUAUGGUCAUUUCCUAGCCUCGAAUGAUUCGCUUUAUACAAGCAACACCCACAAGACCUGGAAACUUUGUCCCCAGAAAGGAAGAGUUGAUGAAAUAUUUAUCGUGUUCAAGACGUUUGAUUUGGAAAGCAGUCACAUGUGCAGUAAUGAUUAUGUCAAAGUAACAGACGAGUACGAUAAAAAGUUUGGCGGGAGGUUUUGUGGCAAGAAAAGUGCAUUUGCAGUCAGUGUAAUGUCCAAGAGGGUUGCCCACGUGACUUUCCAUUCUAAUGCUGCAAUUGAGAAAAGCGGUUUCUCGGCGUUCUACAAAGUGAUAGAUCAACGAUUGAGCAAAAAGAGUAGCGUUUGGAAUCUCCAGGUACAGAAUGCUUCCAGGACAGGAGCCGAGGUAUCUUGGGACAUACCAGAUGGUAAUGUAUCAGAUAUUAUGGUCCUCUUCAAGGAGUCGAGUGUGCAGUACAUCUGGCAAGCGGUCAAAGCUAGUCCUCUAGAUAACAGUAUCCUCCUCAAGGAACUUGUCCCUGCCAAACAAUACCAUGUUCGACUAGUGGGAUCCAUUUUUGAUGUCAUACAAGAAAGUAAACUGAUGACUUUCACAACCAUGGGUGGAGCAAAACUCGACGCGGAACCAAAAUGAUCACCAUUUUCAAAGACAUACCAACUAAUUCUGUACCGAUUAGACACCGAAUAUUGACCGACUAUGAACCGAUCAACGAUCGAUUAUGUAAUCUCAGUAGUAUUAAUUAGUACACUAAAUCGCAAGCGUAAAACGAUAAACGUUUUUGUGGUUAUGUAGUGAUAUUAAAAAGAAUUGACUUUCUUGAUAACAUUUGGGUUGAAAUAAAGGAAUAGUGACAUAGAAUCUUUGAAAUUAAUAAAAGCAUUUUAAAAUA